GGAAGAACGUUGUUCUCAGACCCUGAGAAAUCUGGAUUUUCUAACAGUGUGCUACCUAAAGGAAUUGAUACUUGUAGCUUUCUUGCAAUUAGUUUUUUGGUAUUUGUACCUCUCUUUCCGUAGUUUUAGAUCAAGAAACAGCAUGAGCACAACUCAACGAAAGCGCCGGGGAGGAGCAGUUAAUUCUAGGCAAGCUCGGAAACGAAACAGGCUGGUGGCUUCUACUGCAGAAAUGGCUUCAGAAGCAGAGCCAAUAGAACUUGAAGAAAGUGCUGGUGAAGAAGUUGUAGAUCUCACGUGUGAAUCUUCUGAGCCUGUAGUUGUUGAUCUAACUCACAAUGAUUCUGUUGUGAUUGUUGAAGAGAAUCAACGACAAAGGAGAAAUCUUAGACUAAGAAGCCAGCGACAGUCGGACAGCUGUGUAUUGAGUAGCGAUGAUGAAGAUGAACCAAGAGAUAGCGAUGUGUAUGUGACAGAUAAAGUUUCUCGAGAAUUGGGACCACUGGAAGAUGAAACUGCAGGUUCAAAGCCGUCUGGUACCGUUAGCUGUCCGAUUUGCAUGGAUGGCUACUCAGAGAUUGUACAAAGCGGACGACUGAUCGUGUCAACCAAAUGCGGCCAUGUCUUCUGCAGUCAGUGCCUCCGUGAUUCCCUUAGGAAUGCCAACUCUUGCCCAACCUGUAGGAAGAAACUGACUCACAGACAAUAUCAUCCCAUUUAUAUAUGAGUACUUCUGUUUCUCAGGAGAGACUCAUCUGGAUUUUGGGGGAAAAUGUCAUGUUUUCGGUGCUCUGAAGAUUUAAAGAGCAGCAGGUUGUGCACACAUCCAAAUAAAACUGAUUUUUUU
Charadrius vociferus (killdeer) is the source of this 847-nucleotide messenger RNA. It is a transcript of the gene RNF4, whose product is annotated as ring finger protein 4. Gene Ontology annotation, molecular function: zinc ion binding; transcription factor binding. The transcript is spliced from 7 exons. The coding region runs from base 143 to 727 and encodes 194 amino acids. Gene Ontology annotation, biological process: positive regulation of transcription by RNA polymerase II. Lineage: Eukaryota; Metazoa; Chordata; Aves; Charadriiformes; Charadriidae. The record is from RefSeq and is a predicted model, not a curated record.